CUCGUCUACGACGAAGGCGCAAAUAGAAUUGACACGUCUUUUAAACAUAUACAAGAUUUACAAGCUAUAAAAAUGAAGUUAAGGUUGGUUGAUGUUUCUCUCUUUUUUUUUUACCAAAAAAUUCGCGGCAAUUUUUUUUUCUGAGACAGACUCAGAAUCAAGCACUGACAGAAAAUGAAUGAAACAUGAAAAAAAGUUCAAACUGCUCAAAGUAGAAUACUUCUAGCUUUUACUUACGUAUAAUCAUUGUUAUUGUGAUUACAUUAUCAACUGAAAUUCAUGAAACAAAAAUAUGUGUGAAAAUAUUUGAAGUUCAACUUGAGUGCUUGCUUGAAAUCCACCAUGUCUGAAAACAUAGCAUCUGAGUUGAAAAAUUGGUUUCUGUCUCUCGGAUUUCAAGAUAAAAACGUAUCUCCUGAGCAGAUUGAAGAAGAAUUUCAAAGAUUAUCUCCUCCGGAAUUAAGGGAUAUAUGGCGCAGUGUUAUGAUUCACGUAAUUCCAUCAAAGGAAGUUCGUUACAUAAGGAAUUGGAAAGUCUUGAUGUUACACGAACUGAACAGGUCAAAAACGACCAAAAGGAAAAAACUGUUCAUAACGAAAAAUUCAAAAACCCUUCAAGAGCUCGAACAACUCAAAUCCUUCAAUGAGCUACACGAUAAAUUGAGACAUGUCUCAAUUUGUUAUCAAAAUAUUGCAACUUGUGAAAAUGAGAUCGCUUCAUUCGAAGUUAAAGUGGCUGAAAAAGAACUCGAACGUAAGGAAUUGGUGAAAAAGAAACAAAUGCUCGAUCACACUUCGAUCAUGAUCGAUUUGAAGUUGAGCGAACGAGAAAAAAUGAUCAAAGAGUUAUCGGAGAUGCAUUCCUAUUUGAAUUAUUUGAUUUCGUUUUGGCAAGCCGAAAAGAAUACUCAAGGGGAUGUUAUUAAAGAUCGCGUAGAAAUUGUCAAGGAUUGCCUUAAAAACGUUCACGAUUUUAAUAAACAUCAAAAUAUUUUAUCAGAGAUAUCGAUUUGCUGAAAGAAAAAGCGAGUUUGAUGAACGAUGUUAUACGAUUAAAUGCAAAUAUUCCAAUUUCCAGUUUAUACAAAAUUGUCAUUGAUAUGUUGAAAGAAACGCUUAGCUCUUCGAUAAAGUUAGCAGAUUAUGUUAACUCAGAAAGCUCGUGGCUGAACGAUGCGAAAUUAACCGAACUGAAGAAAAAUUGUGUCCAAUACUUCUUGAAAAAUGUAAACAAUGAAAAAAAUCUCCAAACCCUUCGGGACAAAGUACAGAUUGCCAAAUUAGAAUUAUUCAACGUAUUAAGUGACAAUAACUACAUAUGGGCUUUCAAAAAGAAACUUUCAAAAUAUGGUUUGAAUCAGAGUGCCAAAAACAGUGUAUGGUUACUAGAGAGAAUUAUCUUCGCAAUGAAUUCGAUUUAAUUAAAAAUAAAGCGGAUAAAAUUGUCGAUUACUCGUGCGAAGAUGACAAGGCAAAAUUUUUCGCUGAUUUUUUCGACAUAAACACUCAAACGUGCUUAUCAGAGCCAGACGCUAUGAAACAUAUCAAUCAUUUAUCGGACGAACCAAUAAAUAUUAUGUUUAUUAAAUGCCAGAAUUACUGUAUUACAAAAAUAGAGCUUUUUAUCGAACAAGAAAAUUCGGAAAAAUUGGCGCACUUUGCCGAUUUGCCUUCGCAAAGUUUAACCAAUGAAUUGCUAGGACUUAAGCAGCUCGAAUUACUAAAGGUUUUGAAUAAUGUUUGGUUUUCUGAACUAAACGAAUGCAACAGUUUACCUGAUUCUUCCAUGAAUAUUUGCAUCGAGCAGUGUUAUUAUUUAAUUUAUUUAGCAAAUCUCCACGAAACAUUGGUAAACCAAUUUCAACCAGUCUUCCAUAAAAUCUGGUUCUCUUAUCGACAAAAAACAGCAAAUAAAAGAAGACCAAAGAGAAUUGUUGAACAAGUUGAAAAAAACCAUUCAUGAAGCAAAAACAAAUUUGAAAAAUGUAGAGCAAUAUGCGUCUUAUUGUUCCAAGAAUGUAGAAUUAUGGAUCAAGUUAUCCGCAAAUGAUUGUCCCGAAAGGAAUGAUGGUGGCAAAUCGAGAGUUUGUUGAUUGGAUGAAACGCUACGCAUCUGUUAUUCAAUGCUUACGCCAUAAAAACGUUAAUAAUAACAAAACUGUUUUUUAAGACGCUGGCAUCCUCGUGAAUCAAUUUUUGUACGCGUGUAAAAGAUUAUUUAUUCUUUUUCUCCCAAAUACUCGAUUUUAUAUCAUUUUAUAGGUAUUUAAAUUAUAAUAAUGUCAUUGAGUUAUACAA
Messenger RNA from Planococcus citri (citrus mealybug), 2298 nucleotides. RefSeq lists its product as uncharacterized. Lineage: Eukaryota; Metazoa; Arthropoda; Insecta; Hemiptera; Pseudococcidae. The transcript has 12 exons. Bases 343 to 1017 code for a protein of 224 amino acids. The record is from RefSeq and is a predicted model, not a curated record.